This is a messenger RNA of Cylicostephanus goldi, 237 nucleotides long. Lineage: Eukaryota; Metazoa; Nematoda; Chromadorea; Rhabditida; Strongylidae. The record is from the annotation of a GenBank genome assembly.
AUGAAAAUAUUUCGGAAGCCUCCAGCUACAAAACUAUUUGGAGAUCCGAGGCUUAUACGCAUCCACACUGGCGAGAAGCCGUUCAAGUGCGAUCAUUGUGGCCGCGCAUUUCGUCAACCCGGUAAUCUUACGCGACAUAGACUUACCCACACUACGGUGAGUCCAAUUCUCGCUAUUGCUAAUCGACAUACGAGUACGUCUGUUUCAGGUCAAACCGUAUGUAUGCAUUCACUGUGA